AGCAAAGGGGCGGGCAGAGAGUUAGGUCACGGAAGCGUGGCAUGCCGGGAAAACACGUGUAGCAGGAGACCGGAGAGAUAUCGGUGACGCUGUGAUUUUCGCCGCCAUGUCGUCCAAAAAGAAGCAGGGCGCCGAUGAGCGUUUCCUGCGUGUGCAGAAAGACCCUCGCUUCUGGGAAAUGCCCGAGAGAGAACGCAAAAUCAAGAUCGACAAGCGUUUCCAGUCCAUGUUUCACGACGAGCGCUUCAAGGUGAAAUACACCGUCGACAAACGAGGCCGUCCCAUCAACCACACCUCCACCGAGGACCUGAAGCGCUUCUACAAACUCUCCGACUCAGAGGAGGAGGAAGAAGAAGAGGAGGGGGAUGUGAAGAGGAAGAAGGCGGAGGGCAAGAAGAAGAAGAAGAAAAAAGUGAAGGAGAGUCUGAUGAAGGCUGAUGCAGACGUGAAGAAAGGAAAAGCAGCGCAGAGCAGAGACGUUAAAGCUGAAGUGAAGCAGCCUGAACGAGGAGUCCGAGUCUUUGAAGAAGGGGAAGAAGAUGAGGAAGAGGAGCAGCGUCCUGCAGAGGAAGAUGACCUUGGAGACAGUGUCACAGAGGGGAGCGAGGAGGAAGAUGAGGAUGAUGAUGCAGAGGAGGAGAGCGACGCGGGGAGCGGAUCGGACGAGGAGGAGGAGGAGGAGUCCGGUCUGGAUUCAGGGGACGACAGCGACAGCGGGCCGGAUCUGGCCAGGGGGAAGGGCAACAUAGAGACCAGCUCAGACGAAGACGACGACGACGACGACGUGGACGCCAUCCUGCGGAGAGAGGAAGAGGAAAUCGAACACGACUGGGGAGAGCUGUGCAAAGACGCUCCGCGGAGCGACGAGGUUUCUGGCCGACUGGCCGUCUGCAACAUGGACUGGGACCGGAUGAAGGCCAAAGAUCUGCUGGCUCUGCUCAACUCCUUCACACCUAAAGGAGGAGCUGUGCUGUCUGUCAAGAUCUACCCGUCAGAGUUUGGGAAGGAGAGGUUGAUGGUGGAGGAAACGCAGGGACCUCUGGAGCUGAAAGCGCUGCCUGACGACUCCGAGGACGACACAGAAGAAGAGAAGGUUUACAGGGAGAAGAUGCGUGACUACCAGUUCAAACGUCUGAAGUAUUUCUACGCCGUGGUGGAGUGCGAUUCGACCGACACGGCCGCCAAGAUCUACGAGGAGUGUGACGGCUACGAGUACGAGAGCAGCUGCUCCGUUCUGGACCUCCGGUUUAUCCCUGAUGACGUCACGUUCGACGAGGAGCCCAAAGACGUGGCGACAGACGUGAACCUGACGGCCUACACGCCCAAACUCUUCACCUCAACCGCCGCCUCCACCUCGAAGGUGCAGCUAACGUGGGACGAGACAGAUCACGAUCGCGUCACCGCCCUGAACAGGAAGUUCGACAAGAAAGAGCUGCUGGACAUGGACUUCAACGCCUACCUGGCCUCCUCCAGCGAAGAAGAAGAAGAGGAGGAGGAGGGUGAAGACAGAGGGUUUGUGUUCGGAGAGGAAGACGACACAGCGGAGGUUGUUUCUGUAGCUGAACGGACGGACGAGCCCGUCGUAGAGGAGGAGGAGAAGAAGAAGAAGAAGAAGAAAAGUGAGGAGCAGAUCUCCAAGUACAGACAGCUGCUGAAAGGCAUCCAGGACAAAGAGAAGAAGAUCCAGGAGGACAAAAGCAUGGAGAUGGAGAUCACCUGGGUGCCAGGACUGAAGGAGACGACGGAGCAGCUGGUGAAGAAGAAGAUGGAGGGGAAGGACAAGCUGACGCCCUGGGAGGAGUUCCUGGAGAAGAAGAAAGACAAGAAGAAGAAGAAGAAAACUCAGAAAAAACAGGGAGCUGACGAGGAAGAGCUCAGCGAUGACGAGCUUCCUCCAGACGUCGACCUCAGUGACCCGUUCUUCGCUGAGGAGCUCGGUGCUACAGACCUGAAGAAGAAACCAAAGGGGAAGAAGAAGAAGCUGGAGGAGGAAGAGGAGCGGACACCUGAGGAGGAAGAGGAGCUGGAGAGACAAAAGGCUGAGAUGGCUCUGCUGAUGGAGGACGACGCAGACGACGUCAAACACAAACACUUCAACUACGACAAGAUCGUAGAGCAGCAGAACCUGAGCAAGAAGAAGAAGAAGAAGCUGCUGAAGAAAGGCGAAGAGCCGCAGAACGACGACUUCCAGGUGGAUGUUAAAGACCCUCGUUUCCAGGCCAUGUUCACCUCUCACCUGUUCAACCUGGACCCGUCUCACCCGAGCUACAAGAAGACCAAAGCCACGCAGAGCAUCGAGGCCGAGAAGCAGCGACGGCGAGAGGACGAGCAUCGCCGCAUGGAGGACGCCGUCAGCGCUCCGAAGGCCGCCGCCGCACCCACACAGGUUGCGGAGGACGCCGCGGGUAAACGGCAAAAAGACUCUGACGCUCCGCCGCCGCCUGCGGACGCCUCGGCGAAGAAAGCGAUGGACCCCGGACUGUCUCUGCUCGUCAAGUCCAUCAAAAGCAAAACGGAGCAGUUUCAGGCUCGGAAGAAACAGAAGCUCAUGUAGGUUCAACUCAACGGACACAAACUGCUUCUUUCUAAACUCAGACUCGGUGUUGACGGUCGUUGGUCGAACUCGUCAACAUUUAUGUCGGACUGCAGUGCUUCUUUCUUUCUUUCUUUUUUUUUUAUGUGCCGGUUUGUACAGAAAAAAUCCAACAACAUGAUGAUAAAAACAA
This is a messenger RNA of Thunnus maccoyii (southern bluefin tuna), 2726 nucleotides long. RefSeq names its product ESF1, nucleolar pre-rRNA processing protein, homolog (S. cerevisiae) (gene esf1). The record is from RefSeq and is a predicted model, not a curated record. Bases 107 to 2554 code for a protein of 815 amino acids. The transcript is spliced from 14 exons. Gene Ontology annotation, cellular component: nucleus. Lineage: Eukaryota; Metazoa; Chordata; Actinopteri; Scombriformes; Scombridae. Gene Ontology annotation, biological process: rRNA processing. Gene Ontology annotation, molecular function: RNA binding.